GCCAAUCUGUCACGCUCGUCGGGUCGCCGGGAAACAAGCGACCCCAACAAACAUGUCAAUACAGGAGCGUUGCGUGAGAGUGCUGGGUGCCUGCCUCGUUUUGGAAUGCCCAAGACACUAUUCUAUUGGCAGAACUUCUGCUUAGACCCCCAUUACAGCAGACAUGAAUAUGCCCGUGCUAAACUACUGCCUGUUGGCCGUGAAGGUUGUGGUGCGGGGGCUGGCAGGCUUGGCUCCUGGCUCUGCAUGUCUUCACGGGACACGCCUCUCGCGCAUCACUCGCCUCUUCGAGGAAGCACAAGUACACAGGCAUUUGACAAGGAUGGAGCUCCCCAGAACCAACUUGGAAGUGCUGCUGAAAGGAAGAGAGGCGAGAUUCACUGUGUGUGUCGAGGGAAACAUUGGAAGCGGAAAGUCCACGCUACUGAACCACUUUUCAAAGUUUACUGAUGUUGAGGUAUUCCAGGAGCCUGUCCAGAAGUGGCAGAAUGUUAAAGGAAACAACCUUCUGGCACUGAUGUAUGAGGACCCACAGCGCUGGGCACACACUUUUCAGGCUUAUGUGCAAAUGACUAUGUUGGAGCAGCACUUGCACCCCUGCCACGUUCCUGUCAAGCUCUUGGAAAGGUCACUCUACAGUGGCAGGUUCUGCUUUGUUGAAAAUCUCUACAAGUCAGGCAAGCUAACGAAUGCAGAGUACAGUGUUUACUGUGAGUGGUUUAAAAUAAUCACCCAAAAUCUGCCUGUUGGUGUUGACCUGAUUGUUUACUUGAGAACUGACCCUGAGGUGCUGCAUGCCCGCAUUAAGCAGCGUGCAAGGGCUGAAGAACACACUAUCCCUCUGCAGUAUCUAAGAGACCUGCACAACUUGCAUGAGGAGUGGCUCUUGGGGCAAAAUUCCUCACUCCCUGCCCCACUCCUAGUCAUUGAUGCAAAUGAAACUCUCCCCAACAUGUACAGGAAGUUUGAGGAACACACAUCAGAGAUCUUAUGCGGGAAGUUAGCAGCGUGUGAGAAGGAGCAGCAGGAAGCAGUGACAUGCAGAGUGGUUCCCCAUUCACCUGUUAAAAUAGUGAACUGAACUAAUAAGUGAAGUGUUAUUUAUCUAUUGUAAGAGAUAAUUCAAUUUGCAUUUUCUAAGAGAAUUCACUAGUCAUGGAAAGUAUAAGUUUUAAAAUAUAACAUAACAUUGCAUGAAACUAAGUAAGUGAAAGAGGAAACAAAUUCAGAAAUUUUGUUCUGAUCUUGGUUGUUGUUUGGAGUUAGCUUUCUGGGCUUUAGCCCCAAAUCUUUUCAGGAAUCAUUUUAUAGUAUUUUAGACUGUUUUGUUUCUUGUAUUUGCCCUCAGAUGCCAGGAAAUACUGUCAGAGACAGUCUAAAUAGAAUACCAGGGGAGCAUGCCCUAGACCUACUUAGGACUCAUGCUUUCAUCACUUGUUCUGCAGAACUGUGGGCUAGUCCUCAAUGUCCUAAAUAUGUAGCAAUUGUCCUGGUUCUGAUACUCUUAUGUCAUCUGUUGCUUUUUUAUCAUUGAUAAUGAUGGUAGGUAGGAUAGUAAGCUGACUGCUGGAGGUAAUAUUGAAACAGGCAUUGAGGGGACCAAAAUGAGGCCAAAGAAGGUUUAAUACUGGUCUGUUAUGUAUGACAGACCUUAAGGUUUUAAUGAAAAGAUGUUUUUGGUUGUAUAUGUUUAUGAAGUUCUCUUCAAGAGUAAGCCAAGAGUUAGCUAAGCUAAUGAUUGACUUCUCUGACAUUUGGUACUGAGCAGAGCUUUGUGGUCAAAUGCAGUAAUGUUUGUAAUAUGCUUACCAUGUUAGGACCUCUUGCUGAUUCUCUGGGGUUCCUUUGUUGGCUGUUAUGAGUAUGGGCCCUUUUUGGACAAGCCCCCCUCCCCCUCUCUCCCUUCCCCUUUUUUUGGUAAACCUAAAUGUAGGUAGUAUUAACCCCUUCAUUGCUAAACGCUCGCAGUGAGCAUUAGGCGUAUUUGCUGGUGAUGCUAAACGCUCGCUGUGAACUCCAGCCACAUUCAAAUUUCCUGUGUAUGAGAGUAUUCCAACAAUAUUUCUCACAACACAGGAUUGCCAAUUGAGUGGGUUCUCCACUAAAUUUGGUGGAAAAUCAUAGCCCAGUGUGGAAAAUCUACGGACAAGUAACUGGUGGAUGUUCUUGUCCAAUAUAGCGGCAUUUUUGCAUAGCUUCACUUAUCACCUGACUGAUUCUUCGACCAAAUAGUUGCAAAUAUUGCAGUUGGCAAUACUACCUUGCCAGAACCUCAAGGAGAGAUGUCCGCAGUUCUCUUAAAAUGGCUGAUCAUCACGCACGCACUGACGUAAGUGUUUACAUUCAUCACUCCCUGAAUGUGCAUGUAUGUUUGCAGGAGAGGCAUACAUAGCUGACUCCUAUAGAUCUGGGCCUCCUCUUUCCAAUAGUGUUUUUGGUUUUUAGCUGUGAUGAAUAGUUUUUGAGAUACAGAGGUUAAAAUAGACCCCCCAUUUGGCUGCCCAAUUGCGCCUGGAUUAAUGGGUUAAUGAUUUUCAUUUAUCUAGACAUCUGGGAUAACCCAUUGCUUAUCAGAUACUUGUAAUGUUGAUGACCAUUUUCAUUAUGUUUAGUUGUUUAACCCGGUAGCAGCAGGGAUCAUGUUUCUUAAUGGUCCCCCCAAGCGAGAAAAAUGAGAAAAAAUCACCCCUCACACAAACCAUUUCAUAAUAUAUAUCCAAUUAUAUGUGAUCAGAUUAUGUAUCAUCUAUUUUGGGGGGUUUAUAUUAUGGCACAAAUUUGGCCCGUCGCUGCUACACGGUGAAGCCACAAAUUUGGCCCGUCGCUACUACACGGUGAAGCCACAAAUUUGGCCCAUCGCUGCUACUGGGUUAAAGCAUUCCAGUUGAGUAUUUCCUUGUGAUCUGGGAUUUUUUAUUGUCCAAGGUCCUCCCAUGGUCUACUUCACAAGGAGCAACAGUGGUUGAAAUAUUGAUGGAUGGAGAAACUGAAGACAAAGUGAAUGUGAUAUUGAAAUAAAUACCUUUUCUAGAAAU
Messenger RNA from Eriocheir sinensis (Chinese mitten crab), 3035 nucleotides. Its product is annotated as thymidine kinase 2, mitochondrial-like. Gene Ontology annotation, molecular function: deoxynucleoside kinase activity; ATP binding. Gene Ontology annotation, biological process: nucleobase-containing compound metabolic process. Lineage: Eukaryota; Metazoa; Arthropoda; Malacostraca; Decapoda; Varunidae. Bases 164 to 1081 code for a protein of 305 amino acids. The transcript is spliced from 6 exons. Gene Ontology annotation, cellular component: cytoplasm; mitochondrion. The record is from RefSeq and is a predicted model, not a curated record.